AAAAAAGUGAAAACCUCAUUUUAUAACCACACUGAAAACUUAUUAUAGUUUUCCGGAACGUAAGUGUAUUUAUUUGUUAUAACUGUGUUCAUGUUGCUUUUAAGUUUUGCCGAUAUUCAUUUAUGUUAUUUCCUAACAUACAAAUGACUAAUGUGCAGACCGAACAAUUAAAAAAGUUUGUAUUUUCUUCAAAGUACACUGUUAAUGGAGAACCUUUAGAAGACAAGUUGGAGAUAAUUAUACCAGAGUUGCUACAAGCAAGUUACUCAUUCUACACCUGGCCUUCAGCACCAGUUCUUGCAUGGUUUAUCUGGGAAAAUCGUGAAGAAUUUUGUGGUAAAAAAGUUGUUGAACUAGGAGCGGGUACUGCCCUUCCUGGAAUCGUCGCUGCUAAGUGUGGUGCUGAUGUUAUAUUGACAGAAUCAGCCACACUACCAAAAUCUCUAUCUCAUACUAGAAGAAGUUGCCAAGUUAACAAUCUAGUGGUUAAUCAACACAUUAAAGUUAUUGGACUGACUUGGGGAUUGUUUUUAGGUAAUUUAGAUCUGCUUGGUCCUCUUGAUUACAUCAUUGGUUCAGACUGUUUCUUUGAACCAGCAACAUUUGAGGAUAUUCUUGUCACAGUUGCAUACUUGCUAGAUAUAAAUAUUAACGCUAAAUUCUUCUGUACUUACCAAGAAAGAAGUUCUGAUUGGUCUAUUGAACAUUUGCUCUCAAAGUGGGACUUGGAGUGUAUUGUGCACAAUAUAAACAAUUUAGGGAACAGUAUAGGUCUCAACAUUCACGAUUUAAUUGGAGAUCACAGCAUUCACUUGCUUGAAAUUUCAAGAAAAUCAUAAGUAAUGGCUACGAAUGGUGUUCGCCAACUCUACAGAUUGUAUGUGAGCAACAUUCCUUGGACCGUUGGUUCAAAAGAGUUAAGAACUUAUUUCAGUAAGUUUGGACAUCUGCAACAAGCUACUGUUGUAUUUGAUAGAAAAACAGGACUGUCUAAAAACUACGGCUUUAUUACAUUUAGUAACCGUGAAGGCUUAGAAAGCGCCACAAAAAAUAAUUUACAUAAAUUGGAGGGAAAUACAAUAAGAGUACAGCCAUCAAAUCCUGAAAAUUAAAAAAUGGCUGAUGCAGUAGAUAAUUUUAGUGAUUUACAAGAAUUAGGUAUAGAUAUAAAUGAGGAAGACAGCUUGACUAUUUCUUUUAACAAAGCAGCCAGUCAUUUACAGAAGCUUUUGCCCAAUGUCGAUAAUCAGACACUCCUUACCUUAUAUGGCUAUUACAAACAAGGUACUGAAGGCACUUGUACGACUUCCAAACCUAGUUGGUAUGAUCUUCGUGCAAAGUCUAAGUGGGAUGCUUGGAAUAAACUAGGAGAUCUACCCCAGAAAGAAGCUAAGACACUAUAUAUAGACACUCUUAAGAAAUUAGAUCCUACAUUCGAUGAUGCUCCCUUGGAGAAA
Diabrotica virgifera virgifera (western corn rootworm) is the source of this 1457-nucleotide messenger RNA. Its product is annotated as histone-arginine methyltransferase METTL23. The record is from RefSeq and is a predicted model, not a curated record. Bases 123 to 839 code for a protein of 238 amino acids. NCBI's taxonomy places the organism in Eukaryota, Metazoa, Arthropoda, Insecta, Coleoptera, Chrysomelidae. The transcript has 2 exons. Gene Ontology annotation, cellular component: nucleus; cytoplasm.